UUGUUUCAGGUGGAAGUCAGAGUACUAGACGUGAACGACAACGCACCAGUGCUGGCUGCAUCGGCCACCAACGUUACCAUACUAUCGGAUAUCGACCCGUUCACGCCGAUAGUCAUGCUCCAUGCACAAGAUCGUGAUCUUAGCCCUGAAUUUGAUUAUUCGUUAGAAGACAGCUCAGGACUCUUUCGUGUUCAUCCUAAGCUCGGUUUUGUCACUGUCUUUGACAGACUUCCGCAGAUUAAUUCGACAUACCACAUUGUUCCCAUAGUUUCCGACGGCUUAUUUGUGGAUAAGAUGAAUAUUACCAUAAAAGUGAUCACUCCACCAUCAUCGAAGGCAGCCAUUACAACCAGUGAUUACGAUUUAAUCGAAUUUACCGAAGAUGCAUAUGAAUUUGUCGUCGAAGAGGGGAAAAGCGAAGCCUACGUUGGUCAGGUGGAUGUCAAUACAACAUCCCACGUUAUAUUCAGCAUAUUUCCUGAGAACAUAAACGAAUACUUCAAAAUAGACAAAAAGAACGGUCGCAUUUACACUCGUGCCGGCUUGCAGUACACUGCAAUGCAAUCAACGUACAGCUUUCUGGUUAGCGCUGAGCUCCAAGAUGCUUCCUCAGUCAGGGUAAGCUAAAU
This is a messenger RNA of Soboliphyme baturini, 629 nucleotides long. The record is from the annotation of a GenBank genome assembly. NCBI's taxonomy places the organism in Eukaryota, Metazoa, Nematoda, Enoplea, Dioctophymatida, Soboliphymatidae.